CUACCUUGUUGCCUAGAUUCAGAUCUCUUUCUUCAUUAUUCAUGACUCUCAAGUCUCAACACUAAACUUCCAUUCAUAACUUAUCAAAUGCCUCCACCUCCGGCCACCGCCGCCGCCAUCACGUUUCUGUUCCUUCUACUCCUCUGCCGCCUCUCUUCUUCACUACCGUUGCUCCAUAACUGUUCACAGCUGACCAACAAAUCCCCAUGUCCACCUUUCUCCUCUUCUCCCCCUUACCCAUUUUCCUAUUUCUCCGGCUGCGGACACCCUUCUUUUCAGAUUCAAUGUUCGUCUCCUCAUUCCACCAUCGUCAUCAACAAUCUCACUUUCUCUGUUCUAUCCUACAAUGUCAAUUCCUCCUCCCUUCGACUCUCACCUCAAACAGAAGAUGAAUCCUCAAAUUGCCCUUCUCCUCUUCACCCCAUUACUCUUACUUCCCCUUUUCGUGUCUCCGAAAGCUUCUGUUCACGUCUCUCCGUAGUUAAGCCGUGUAAACCCACGAUUCUCCCUAAUUGCAGUCACUGUCCAUGGGGAUGUAAGCUUGUAAAGAACCCGAUCCACCUCUUCAACAAGUGUGUAACCACGCGCCACCAUGGAUUAGAUGAUGAAGAAGAAGAAGAAGGUUGUCAAUCUGAUGUACUCGGACAUCUCGAUAAUUUCUUAAGGAUUGGGGUCGAUUUUGUUUGGGAUGAAGAUAACGAAGAUGAUGGUUAUUUCACUGUUUGCAGAGAUUGUCAGGCUAAAAAUGGUGUCUGUGGGUUUAACUCAUCUGACCCAGAAAAGAAAUUCAUCUGUUUCCACUCGAUUACUUCGAAUUCGAUUGUUAAAGAACAUGGUCCUAAUCGAAUCGCGGUAUUGAGUACUAUAUUUGUUUUCAUGUGUUUGUUGGUUAUUGUAUUCAUCGUCUCUACAAUUUUGGGUUCGAUAAAAAGAAAUUCAUUUUCCGGUGCCGGAAAUGAAGACCCAGCUAUUCUCUACCUCCAACGUCACCGCUCAGCCAAUCUCCUACCUCCUGUAUUCUCAUACGACGAACUUGAAUCCUCCACUAAUCGAUUCGAUCCAAAUCGCAAGAUCGGAGACGGGGGGUUCGGUUCUGUUUACCUAGGUCAGCUUACUGAUGGAAGAAUAGUCGCCGUAAAGUAUCUACAUAAACACUAUCCAGCCGCCGGUAAGGCGUUCUCGAUGAAAUCGUUUUGUAACGAGAUUCUUAUUCUAUCAUCAAUCAGUCAUUCAAAUUUGGUCAAGCUUCAUGGGUAUUGCUCCGAUCCUAGAGGUUUGUUGUUGGUCCAUGAAUACAUUCCAAACGGGACUCUCGCUGAUCAUCUUCAUGGCCGGACAAGCUUCAAACGCAAAGGGUAUUCUCUAUCAUGGCAGAUAAGAGUUGAUAUUGCUUCACAGAUUGCAAUGGCGAUUGAGUAUCUUCAUUUCACUGUCGUUCCACCGAUUGUCCAUCGAGACAUCACAUCAUCGAAUAUUUUCGUGGAAAAGGAUAUGAAGAUUAAGGUAGGCGAUUUCGGGCUUUCAAGACUGUUAAUUUUGCCUGAUAAAAACUCAACACAGUCAGGGGGAGGAGAAGGAGGAGGUGGGUGUGUUUGGACAGGGCCACAAGGGACGCCAGGAUAUCUAGAUCCAGAUUACCAUAGAUCAUUCAGAUUAACUGAAAAGAGUGACAUAUACAGUUUCGGAGUGAUCUUGUUCGAGCUGAUUACAGGUAUGAAAGCAGUGGAUCAGAAUAGAGAGAAAAGGGAGAUGGCGUUGGCGGAUAUGGUGGUUUCAAGGAUUCAAAUGGGUCUUUUAGAACAAGUGGUGGAUCCUUCUUUAAUGGCGGAAUGGGAAUCGACGGUGGAAAUCGGUGUGGCGGCGAUGGCGGAAUUGGCUUUCCGAUGUGUGGCGGUUGAUAAAGAUGAUCGCCCUGACGCUAGGGAGAUCGUGGCGGAGCUGCGGCGGAUAAGGAGCCGCGGACGCGGCGUUUGCGGUGGCGUUGGCGUUUCGAGGGCGUCGUCGAAUUCCUCGAGCGUUGUGGUGCCUGAAUUGUAAUUAACUAUGUUUUUUAAUAUUAAAAUAAAAAUUAGAAUAAUUAAAAAUGAUUAAUAAUAAAUUUUUAAUUAUGCGUUGAUUGUUGAGUUUUUAAUACUUUUUAUUCUCCCCAUGUAUUAGAGUGAGAGUGAAAGUUUUGUUUGACUAAAGAGAACACGUGGAAGAUUCAAAUAAAGGAAAUGUAGUUUGAUUU
Molecule: messenger RNA, 2230 nt
Organism: Impatiens glandulifera
Lineage: Eukaryota; Viridiplantae; Streptophyta; Magnoliopsida; Ericales; Balsaminaceae
Product: LEAF RUST 10 DISEASE-RESISTANCE LOCUS RECEPTOR-LIKE PROTEIN KINASE-like 1.5
Exons: 1
Coding region: 88-2037 (649 amino acids)
Biological process (GO): protein phosphorylation
Molecular function (GO): protein kinase activity; ATP binding
Source: RefSeq, a predicted model, not a curated record